Chrysoperla carnea is the source of this 1524-nucleotide messenger RNA. RefSeq names its product la protein homolog (gene La). Lineage: Eukaryota; Metazoa; Arthropoda; Insecta; Neuroptera; Chrysopidae. Gene Ontology annotation, molecular function: RNA binding. Gene Ontology annotation, biological process: positive regulation of translation; RNA processing. Gene Ontology annotation, cellular component: cytosol; ribonucleoprotein complex; nucleus. Bases 118 to 1305 code for a protein of 395 amino acids. The transcript is spliced from 2 exons. The record is from RefSeq and is a predicted model, not a curated record.
AUAGAUCUCCCACUAAGCUAUGCCAUUACCAUUACACGCACAUCAUUUUAAAUUAUUGAAACUAGAUAUCAAUUUAUUGCACGUGUUGAGUAUUGAAUUGAUGAAAAAAUAAGAAUAAUGGCAAAUGUUGAUGUGGAAAAUGCACCAAAAAAUGGUGAAGAGAAAAAUGAAACUCCAAAAGACGAUAGUAACGAGAUUGGUGUAAAGCGUCCGUUAUCUGACAAUAAAUCUGACGAGACCGGUGAAACUGACGAAACACCUGCGAAGAAAGCAAAGGUCACAAAUGAACCUCCUAACGAGUUAGAAAAGAAAAUCAUUCGACAAAUCGAAUAUUACUUUGGUGAUGUUAAUCUCAGUAGAGAUAAAUUUAUGCAAGGUAAAAUUGCAGAAGAUAAUGGUUGGAUUCCACUAUCAGUAAUGUUAACUUUCAAACGAUUAGCAAGUAUAUCAACCGAUACCGAAGUAAUACUUAAUGCUUUAUCGAAAUCCGAAACGCAAUUAGUUCAAGUGAGUGAAGAUCGUUUAAAAAUUCGUCGAGUACCUGAAAUUCCUAUACCAGAAUUCAAUGAAGAACGACGUAAAGAAUUAUCGUCACGAACAGCCUAUGCCAAAGGAUUUCCAUUAAAUGCUGACAUUGACGAUAUUUUAAAAUGGUUCGAAGAUAAACCGAAUGUUGAAGGUGUGAAUAAACGAAUGUAUUUAGAUCGAAGUACGAAGAAAUUUAUGUUUAAAGGAUCCGUUUUUGUUAUAUUCAAAACGAUUGAAGAUUGUAAAAAGUUCGUAGAAGGUGGACCCUAUCAUUACGAUACGGAUAAAGCGGAAUUAAUCGUUAAAUGGCAAGAAACUUAUAUUGAAGAGAAGAAAAAAGAACGACAAGAUUCGAAAAAUUCAUUAAGUAAAUUGAAAGAAUCGAAAACGAAAAAUGAUGAUACAAAACUCGAUUCGGAAAUGAAUGAAUGUUCAAUUGUUCAUAUUUCUGGUUUAGUUCCUGAAACACUUCGUGACGAUAUCAAAAGUAAAUUCAUUGAAACGUAUGAUGUUGAUGUGAAAUAUGUUGAAUUUGAAAGUGGUGAAACGGAAGCAUAUAUUCGAUUACAAGGCAGUGAUUCUGGAGCAAAAUUAUUGGAAAAAACUAAAGAUGAAAAAAUUGAUAUUAAUGGCGGUGACAUUAAAUUAAGGGUGUUGGAAGGAGAGGAACUGGAAAAACAUAUUGAGAAAGUUAAAGCAUCGAUGAUAAAUCGACGAAAUAAAUUCAACUGUAAGAAGAAAAAUAAACGUGGUGGAAAGCCUAAAGGUAGAAAAUAAGGUUGAAAACGUAAGAAUAAAUUCCGUUUAUUCGAUGUGUAUGAUAUAUCGAAUAAUUUUGUGGAUUAAAAAUAAGAAUUAAUUUUUGUAAUUUAGAUAUAGCCGGGUACAAUUUAGAAAAAUCCAAUUUAAUUAUAGUGGGACGGAUUUCGAUUAUUUUAUUUUUACUGUUAAGGAGGAAAUAGUACGACUAUUAAGUCGGGAUAUAUAGGAAUAAAA